CGGUUAUGGCCGAAGACCUCUCUGCGCAUGCGCCGAGUGCGUUAUUAGCCAUGACAAUUCAGGCUAGCUGCCACUCGGGUUAGAGCUGUGACCGCGAGCGCGUCGUCCGAUAACAGAAGAGAUCCGUCGACCUACCUCAAUUUUUGAUGCGCAUUUACCUGGAUUUCCAGUGACCGCACAUUUGAAUCAGGAUUUAUAUUUUUUUUUGCUAUAUGAGCGAAAAAGGGAGAUGGAGGCCGGCUAUCUUGAAUAGAAAGGAGCCAACGUCAUAACGCCAUUACGGCCCCUCGUCGAGUGCAAAACAGAAGUCAGUUACGAAAGUUAACAAGAAACAGGCAAAUCUAAAAAGAAGAAGAAAAAAAAGAAGUCAGUAAAGAACCAUUGAAACACUGGUACUGGGCCUACAGUAGAAGCCGAAAUCCAAAAAGAUACAAUUCAAUACAAUAUAAAUCCUGCGUAAUUCUUUCAGAGAAUUUAGUUAAUAUAACAAUAUCGGGUAGGUUUCGGAAUUUUACUAGGCAUUCAUUCGUCUUGGGUCUUUCUUCCGAGGUGGGAUUUAGUGGUUCGGUAACUUCUAGGGCAUCUAAAAAAUGACCAUGGCGACUAAUACGAUGGGGCUGCCGCAGUUUCAAGCUUUCCAACGAGUCCUUGAACUUCCUUUCGUGGAAAUGGCGCUUUCAUUAUCUGCUUCGACUUACUCGAAAGUGAAGGACUCGAAUCAGCUGCUCCACUGGACACUCUCUACGGCGGAAUCGUCUUUAACUUCUGCUACGAAACAAGCCAUGCCCAUUGCUGUUCCGAUCGUGAAGAAACUCGAGGCUUACAUUCAUUUUGUAGACCAUACUCUAUGUCAGGGACUCGACAAGAUCGAGGAGAAAGUGCCGAUGGUGAAGGAGAAACCGGAGCUUAUCUUGGAGAAUGCCUUCGUUCUGGCUUUGCAGACUGUCGAGCCAGCAGUUUCUACAGUCUUGUAUGCCAACGACCUCAUCCAAGCAGAAGCGAGUUCCCUGAAAGACGUCAGUUGGAACAAAGUUAAUGAAAUGUUAGACACUCAUUAUGGUAGCGUGACUCUUCAUGGAAUUGAUAGCACAGCAGUAAUCGUCGACAAGCUGAUCGAUCAAUAUUUCCCAGCGAUCCACGAAGAGUCCGAAGCAGCUCCCGUCUCUGUUACGGAGGAUAAAUUGCUCAAUGCUCUGCAAACUGUCGGUCGACUGUCCAAUAAAGCUGCGAGGAGGGUUUACUCGACUGUCGUUUUACAUCUGAGGACCCUGAAGGAGGACGACGUCAGGGAAUACGUAGGCUACGUUGUGAGAUUUCUUGGGAUUACGAGUUAUCUAUUCAUGGUCAACAAGACAGUCCAGGCAUACACAUCACCGAAGAAAGUAUCGAAUUAGAACUCUUAGUAGCAUCAUUUCAGUAGAUGAAAUCCAUGGCGAAUGUUCAUUGAGUCGUACAACUAUCAACAGAGCCAUAAUUUGAUUAUUAAUUGUAAUAUCCAAGUUUCCUAUGAAACGAGAGUUUAGUAUCGGUAUUUACAAGUCUCCUUGAAUCUCGUGCUAGAGGCAGACGAUCGCAUCCGUUUGCAAAAUAAUUCCUAAUCCUACAUAUAUUCAAUAUCUCUAAUUAAAUCAUAAGCUGCUGUGCAAGUAAUUAUGUAGGUUAGGGUGAUAAGCGAGGUUAGCUCCACUGUUUCAGAUAAUAAGUGUAAGAGCAUUUUGUAAUUAAUGAAAAAGAAAUUUGCAUGACCCUUUUACCUGCGUUUCCUUUCGUAAUGUAAAAAUAAAAUUUAUCUCGGGUAUUAAGAGAAUAUGAAAGGCGCUAAGAAAUUUAAUCCACGUCGAUAAAGUAAAUUUCAUAAGCUGGCGCGUCUCAUUACCGACAUUUAUAUUUAUGUCUAAGUCUUUUACGAUCUACGUUUAGAAUUAUACGAACUGAAGGGUUCCUAAAAAGCGUAAACAUCGAAAACCGCUGUAUUAAUCCCAGUCCAUGAUAAGUAAAUAAAUUUCUGAUGAAAAA
Messenger RNA from Orussus abietinus, 2016 nucleotides. RefSeq names its product lipid storage droplets surface-binding protein 2. Lineage: Eukaryota; Metazoa; Arthropoda; Insecta; Hymenoptera; Orussidae. The transcript has 5 exons. Gene Ontology annotation, cellular component: cytosol; lipid droplet. Bases 591 to 1394 code for a protein of 267 amino acids. The record is from RefSeq and is a predicted model, not a curated record. Gene Ontology annotation, biological process: positive regulation of triglyceride storage; lipid storage.